CCACACAGCAUCAGCCUUGUAUAUCUUGUACGAUCCAUAAGAGACAAGAUCCAAGCGACCCCUCAGGCUUUCUCCGGCAGCUAUUAGAUCGAGUGGCAUCUCACUUUCUAGCUUGAGUAGUCGCGCCAUGAUUUCCUCAGCACUCGGUCCGACUACAAUCAUCAGUCGACAAUGCUAUCGAGUCCCCUUGUCGUUUGGUUCCUCCUUGCCUACUACACUAGCUUAGCUUAUGGCGAGUCCCUCAAAGAAAGCGAUCUGACGGCAGAAUCGUCUAGUCGUCCGUUCUCAACCUUGACCAUCUCUCUAUCAGGUCAAGGUGUGUGGCCAAUCGACCAACAAGCAGCCAGCGGAUAUUCGGAAUCGUCGAGCUCAGACAGCUCUUCUUCAGACGACAGUACUCCUUACUCCAAGACGCCUGUUACCCCGCCGUCGACCAUCUCAUCGCCAUUCACCCAGGAUAUCGGCCCUUCUUCUUCUUCGUCGUCGUCUUCUUAUUAUUCUCCUUCUCCUCCUCCUUCUCCUCCUCCUUCUCCUCCUCCUUCUCCUCCUUCUUCUUCUUCUCCUUCUCUUUCUUCUUCUCCUCCCUCUCCUUCUUCUCCUUCCCCUUCUUUUCCUCUCCCUUCUUCUUCUCCGUCUUCCUUUUCCAGCUUUGACACACUAUCGUCGAAUUCUCUGGUAGCCGAAAGCUCAUGCUGCAUUACUACCGGUGUAAGUUCUACAUCAGCGAUGCCAUCCACCGCCAGUUCGUCAGCACGCGUAGCAGGGUCAUCUUUUGGCAAUAGCCCUGAGGAGACAUCACAAGCUUUGGGUGGCGCCUAUAGUUCCACCAGGAUAGUGGACGGGGUCCCGACUAUGGUGGAAGGUACCAGCACGGCACCCGACAUAACUCCUCCUCCUGCUGUCCCUAGUGGGCCAUUACCGUGGGGUCGAGUCGCUAUUCCUAUCGAAGUUGAGAUUGACGGCAUCAAGUACAUGCUUCCCAUCAAUCAGAGUCAAAAGUUUGACCACAUUAACAAAGACAACAAAGUUAUGCUUUUAGAGCUCUCCCACGAUGAAGUCAAGAUCACUACGGAUCCGGAGGAUGGUCCUCAGAAAAGAGAAACAACCGCUAUCUACUCCAUUCCGCAGGAUAUUGGGGAUGGAGACGUCUCUAUCAAUCCAAAGAGCGGUAGUGGGCCUACAAUCAAGGCUCACCGGGGCCACAAGUCCAAUAAGCACAAGAGUUCUCUCUUCGAUGCACUCAAGUCGCUCACGGACACGGUUGGCAAGGUUGUGAGUAAUGCAAACAGCGUGGUGGACUCUGCAAAAAAGUUGAUUGAGGACGAUUUCAAAACCCCAAGUCUACAAGACCAGGCGCUGACGUCGAUCGAUGAGCUCAUCCAAAAUGCCGUAAAUUUUGCAGAGGACACAAGUCAAAUGGCAAGUGAUGCGAGUUUCGAAUUGGUUGAACUGGGAACCAUGAACGCUCCAGCUACCAAAGCAUUCAACGCCUACGAGGGGAGCACAUGUAUACUCAACCAGCUCCGUCCAGUCCAGAACAUCAUGAAGAUUUUAAAAGGUACGCCUGGAAACCCGGCCGCGCUGGAUAUAUUUAAACAUAUCCUCAGGCGCACGGUGACAAAGCCUGUGGCAGGAUUGCUGGUAUUGAGCGGGUCUAUCGCCCUAUUACAUCCCUUGGCCACACAGACGUACGAUGACACAAUUCCACUCUCAAAUAUGGUGGGUAGCUCAAGCUAUACAUCUUCAGCCGCUACCUCGACCGCCAAGCCUACGGGGAAACGAUCUCUGCACACCAUCUUCACGAAGGACGGAACUCCUUAUGAAACCUAUAAGGCUUUCCUUGAGGGACUUCCGGACACUGUGCAGGUCAGCACGGACCAAAGUGAAUUUCCUGAUCCGCAGUGGCAGGUCUUGGUCAUUAGUCUUACAGAUCAGGAAGCCAAAGAUAUUGCAGGCCAUCCAAUCAUACAGUUGCUAGUAAAAAAAACAGACCAUAUCGACGACCCAGUAAUGGACGACUUCGCGGACUUCUCGGCGGACUUCUCGGGUCCCGACCUCUCACAGCUAAAUAAACGAGCUCCUCCACUGCGCCCGCUUCUUCCUAACACGAUGCUGAGGAGGUCCUCUGCGCCCAAUCAUCUCAAGAUGCUUGCCCAAAAACAGCCAGGAGACUUGAACAAUCCCGGCUAUCUAUACGACAACCAGCUCGGCCUGGGAACCAACGUGUACGUAUUAGAUUCAGGGUUUGAUUAUAAUCAUCCGGAAUUUGCCCAGGGUGAUCGAGAUGAGAAGCCCAAGUUCAUGGUCGUGCCGAACCGCUAUGCCCUUGGUGUCAUACCCGGCGCGAACGCCAAAAGGCAACGCUGGGCCCCCGAAGACUUGCGUGACUGGCUCAUUGUCACUACCGAGCCACGAUACCCGGGUGAUGAGGUUGGAUAUCAGGGCCACGGCACCGGUAUGGCAGCGGGUGCAGCAGGUCUGCUCUUAGGAGUAGCGCCCCGAGCGAACCUAUACUGUAUCAAAAUAUCGAAUGCCAUUCUAGAUGACUUUGAUAACGUACCCGGUGUUCGUAGGGGUAUUUAUUACAAGGCGGCAUCUAUACAGGCUGAAGCCCUCAACUAUGCCCUUGAAAGAGUUCUCAAUAAUGUAUUGGCCACUGGUAAACAAGGAAAGGCAGUCAUCAGCCUUUCCGCAUUCACUGUACGAUUCCACACGAACUCAGGACCGAAUGUACGACAGAGACAGCUGUAUGAGAAGCUAUGGAACCAUUGGACGCCGCUGCUCGAACGUCAUGAAAUCUUGUUAGUCGGAGCGGCAUCAAACGGAGGAUUGAAUCCGGACCCCAGAAAACAAUACGUCGAAAAUUAUCUGCCUCCGGGGGCCGAGAGGGUCAAUAAUGCUAUACUAACGGUCGGUGCGGUCGAUCUCACUGGCAAGUAUGCGAGUUUCACUUCCAGGGCGAGACCCGGUGGCUUGGCGCAGGUUCGGAUCCAUGGUCCGGGCAGAAACGUACCAUAUGCACGAUCGGUCAUGCGCUUAGAUUCCUCGAUCGCUCGACUCGUAGAUGAAACAAGCGGAACGAGUAUUGCAACGGCUUUGAUCAGCGGACUGGUGGCGUACUACAUGUCUCUGCCGAGUGUGUACCAUACCCUCAAGAGCAAUACGGCCGAUCCACGGUCCAUGGCCGUAAAGUGGAAGCACUAUCUACUUGAUCAUGCACAUGAGCUGCUGACGGAUCCCAACAAUAAGUUCACUUAUCCGCCGCCUCCCGUACCCCAGGAUGUUGAUUAUCCAAUCCUGGUAGGGUACAACGGGGCUGCGAGCUUCGUCUGUAGUUUCAUAGGUGGACCCCUCAGGGGUAUACCCAAGAAGCGCCAACUCGAUCACACGUUCAGCAGCUUUCACGGGUCUUCUCUGGCUGGGGAGUUGGAUCAAGCUGACUCAUGGGAGAAUGUGAGGAGAGAGUGAGUCUUUUAUUUUGUUACCACAAGACGUCGUCGUCGUCGUCGUCGUCAUCAUCAUCAUCAUUCGUAGCCUGUUUAACAGAGCCUUUCUGCUGACGCGCGUUCGU
This is a messenger RNA of Pseudovirgaria hyperparasitica, 3571 nucleotides long. Its product is annotated as subtilisin-like protein. The transcript has 2 exons. The record is from RefSeq and is a predicted model, not a curated record. Lineage: Eukaryota; Fungi; Ascomycota; Dothideomycetes; Acrospermales; Acrospermaceae. Gene Ontology annotation, biological process: proteolysis. Bases 172 to 3468 code for a protein of 1098 amino acids. Gene Ontology annotation, molecular function: serine-type endopeptidase activity.